Messenger RNA from Mya arenaria, 7231 nucleotides. Its product is annotated as somatostatin receptor type 5-like. The record is from RefSeq and is a predicted model, not a curated record. Lineage: Eukaryota; Metazoa; Mollusca; Bivalvia; Myida; Myidae. Gene Ontology annotation, biological process: G protein-coupled receptor signaling pathway. The transcript has 3 exons. The coding region runs from base 1328 to 2593 and encodes 421 amino acids. Gene Ontology annotation, molecular function: G protein-coupled receptor activity. Gene Ontology annotation, cellular component: membrane.
AAAAACUUGAAUGAUGUUGGGCUUGUCUUCCUUUGUGAAUAUAUUUAUAUUAAUAUUAUUAAGUAAUUUAUCAAGUUCUUAUUGAAGUUAGAGGAAAAAAACACUUAAAACUCAAGAUCGCAGAUAGUAUAACCCAUUAUUACUUAUGAUUUGAUGCGUAGAUGUGUCAAAACUGAAGUGAUAAAAGAUUGAUACAUACAAAUGAAAAAAAAUCUAAAAGUAAUGAACAGUAAAAAACAGUAUAUAAUUAGGUCGAUAUAAUUAUAGGAUGAUGACAUCAGCAAUGAAAUUCCAAGGCAAUAUUGUAUUUGACUAUUUAAAGGGCAUAGGUUCACCUUAUCCUAAUGAAAAACGAAAAUAUGAGUUUGAAUCAGCUAUUGUUGAAAAAUCAAGCGUAGCUCCUCUCAACAGAAUGCAACUUGAAGCAAAAAAAAUAAAUAUCAUCCAACAAGUCAUACAAAAAUAAUAUGAGAACAAACUUACACCGUGGAAGGGCUAGAAUGAUUAAUUUUAGGGAUUUGAUGAGCGCGCUGCACAAGCUCCUUGACUAGGAGUGACAUGUCUUCUUUGAAAAGGCAGCAUUAAAAAGUCUGGUCUUCCUACAAGCUCUUCCCAGCUCAUGCAACCAUCGAACCUCAGAUAAACCUUGGUGCCUUAUUAAUCCAGGGAUUAUACAUGUAAACUGUAUGGUGUGACAUUUUAAUUGCUCUCAGGCUUAGCUUGUUUAUUCUCACAGCUCAAUACUCAUAACUGUACAACAUAGGGACAAGUGUUUGUUUCAGAAACAGUAAAUACACAUUGUCCGGUUGUAUUUCAAAUUAGUAAAUGCAAUCUAAAAUUGGAAUAAAAAAAAUUCUAAGAAAUUUGCAAUAACUGUGUGUGCAAACAAAAUUUAACUGAAGAAGUUGAUCAAAAUUUUAUAUAUUAAUUGUCAGGGAUAUAGAUGUUCUACCACUAAUGUAACACAGAUUCUGUGGCUUCAAUCUAGGAAUUUUUCCUUUGAGAAUUAAUGGACAUAUGUUUCCUGGGAAUGUUUUACAAGACUUUAAUGUUUUUCUUCCACUGGAGUGCUGAUGAAAAACCAUUUGAAGUACUGUUGUGGAUGUGAAGUGUUGACGGAUAAGGACAUGUCUGUUAUUGCUUCUUCGGGAAUAUCCCUGAUAAAUGACUACUGAUAGCCUCUUCACACGCUAGAUGACCAUGAGAGGAAAUCUUGGCAGGAAACAAGAGGAAUUUAGCUGAAUUUACAGAUUGUUCUGCUUUUAAGUGUGAUCUUGCGUGCAAGAGACCUUUGUUAAUACACCAGAGACUGCAGAGCAAAUAGACGAUGGAGAGUGAGGAUUACACUGACUCUGACAACACUGCAGUGACCGAUGAGCAGGCGGCGCAGCAGCAUAUGAUCCACGCCCUGCUGCAGGCCGUCAUUGUGGGCGUUAUUGGCUUCGUGAGCGUCACAGGGAACCUUAUCGCCCUGGGAACCUUGAUCCACAACAGAAAGGUGCUGCGAACUCCAAUCUAUAUUGUGAUUGGUGGCCUUGCCUUGGCUGACAUUGUUGUGUCAGUUAUGAAUGUUCCAGAGGAAAUCAUAAACAAAGCCGAGAAAGGUGACAUCAAGUCUCCUGUGUGGUGCAAAGUUUAUGGACUGUUGUUUAAUUCUUGUCAGUAUAUUGCAGCAUUUCAUCUUGUUGUAUUAUCAGUUUUUCGUGGUAUUUUACUCACAGACAGAGCUCAUCAUGGCCCUACAGCGAAGAUCACUGUUGGAACGUGUUUCAUCCUGUGGGCAAUUUCGUUACUGGCUAACAUACCCAUGGUGCAUUUAUUUUCAUUAAUGAAGCAAUCUAACACAUGUACAGUUAUUUUUGGAAAUAAUGAUGAAAAAUCUCCUUACACCAAACCAGAUGAAGUGAUUCGAUCGGAAGAACUGUAUCUUCUGUUGUCUGCAGCAUUCUCCUUCUUCUUGCCCCUUGUGUUGAUCUUUGUCAUAUACUUAGUGACUGGUUAUAUGAGCCAAAGAUACUUCGAAGACAGCUACUCGAGGCGAGAAAGGCGUCUUUCUAAAAUGAUAACAUACCUCAUUGUAGUGUUUGCAAUGUGUCACUUGCCCUCUGAAAUGGUUGAAAUCUUGUUACAUUACCAGCUAAAGAACACUGACUUUCAAGUAGCACUAUACAAAGACCGCACAAAAUUCCAAGUUUGGAACCAUGUAAACCAAUACCUGUCAAUUUUAGCCAUGUUAGAUAUGGCUCUGAGGCCAGUUAUUUAUGCUACUAUGUCACGAGAGUUUGGCGCUGUAUAUGACAGCAUUAUAAACUGUACUGCGUGUAAGAAAGAUGAUGACGAAAUGAUGCCACCCCAACUGCGGCGUCGGCAGCAGGAGAUCGAGGAAGUGGUCACAUCACCUAACUCGCCACUGCACCUGGACUCAGAGCCGUCACCACUGACACCCCUCAAACAUGAUAUGGAGAAGUCCGCCCUGGAAGAGGAGGAGGUGGACUCAUCGGCUGAUUUCCUACUGAGGAAGCAACCCAACAUGCAGGAGUACAUUAUUGACACUGAGAUCAUUGAACAAAUGGAACCUGAACACAAGUUCUAAAGUUCACUUACAUGUUGUUAUGGUGUACAUAUUUGGACAAGUUAUCUUUUUACGCAUUGCUACCACAUCUUGUCUUCAUGUUUUGAUAUGAUGAUUUUUUUCUCUUUAAAAAUGUUGAAUUGCCUGCUGCUAUUUUUAGAAUAUAACCUAUAAUUUUGUGCUUUAAAAUGGAUAAUUUUCAUUCAGCAAGAACAAUCUUGAGUUGUUUUUAAUAUUUAAGUUAGUCGACUAAACUUUAUAGACAAGCCCACAGCUUAUUAACUAGAUGUUUUCUAGACAAAUAGAUGUUGGUACAUUUUUAUCUUGUCUAUUUUCAUAGAGAAUAAUGUUUACCAUAGGUAAUUUGAUAUCCUUGGUGUAAUUGUCAUCAUGCAAAAUCCUAGUCUUGGCAAUAUCUAAAAAACUAUUUCAGGGUAUUUAAAUGAAAUGUUGCCAUUGACAAUACGAACAUGUAUAGAAAGUCCAAUAACUUUACUUCAAUAAUUGUUGAAUGAUGCCCCUUUCUGCCACCUCUUAAUUUUUUUUUAAAUAUUCUACUGAAACUUGAGGCGAGUAUUGACAUUUUUACAUGUUCAACCAUGUUGCCAGUAGUCUCCUAUAUCUGCUGAAAUGUGACAUGCCGCUAUCAUGUGCAUUAAACGGACGUCUUACAAUUUACUUUAUAUGGCAAUGUCUGACAGGUUUCCUUACAUUUAGGGCUUCACUCAGGCUGGUUUGAUAUAUUUUCAGUUAUAAACCAGAACGUAAGGUAUCUGUAACUGAAUCAUUAAACAUAAAUGCCUAAAACUAUUUUAGAUAAAAAAUGUAGAUUUUUAUGAUUGUAUUGAUACACUUGUUGUUGUUGUUGUGUAAUAUGUACAUGUGUAGUUUAGUUACAUUUACGUGAAAUUGCCUGUAAAUAUGCAACCUGUUUAAGCUGUUUUUCAAGAAAAAAGUUGAAAUACUGUCAUAGCUUUGGUAUUGUCGUCAAAUCGUUAACAAGAUGCGUAUAUGAAACCUGGUUCUCCUGUGAAAAUAGGCACGUGUAGCAAGGGCAAUCACUCUGGCUUAUUGAUGCCUGGAUUUAUAAUGUCCCUUGAUCCUCAGGCUGUAAUAUCUCGAAACAUCAUAAGUUCCUUACAACAGGAUCAACCUUAUCUUGGUAAAGAUUGCGAAUUAUUCUAAAUCAGAAAAAUUCUGAGACUUUCAAGGAAUUAUGUUACGAUUUACACUUAAAACUAUUGUUUAUUUUGUAAAAUCAAGUUUAAAGUAAGUAAAUUGGCUAAGGGAGGAAGAUACUUUAACUUAUGUUAAGCUUGUUAUGCUUAAGAUGUUUUAAGAAAUUUUGGCCUCAGAAAAAUGGAUGAGCAAUUGCAUGAGCUUGUGUUUCCCUUGUUAUUUCAGGUUUGUGGUAUUUCUUCGAUGAUAUUAGGAAACCCAUGCUGCUGUUGCUCAAUUAUGUCAGUAUUGACCCUCAUGGACAUUGCUGUUUUAUUUUCAUUAAUCAUAACUGUGUGGCCUAAAUAAUGGAAUAUUGGUACAUUUAAAUUAUUAGUUUAAAAACCUCAGUGCUGUCAGUGAUGUAACAGCUGUACUUGAGACAUUAUAUUGUUAGGUGAUGUAAGGUAUGUUUCUGUUGCACUUGUUUUGUUUCACAUUGAGAUUUUUAUUUUCUGUUUCAAGAUUAUUGUGUUAAUGAUUUAGUAUUUUACAGCAUUAUUUUUGCCUAUAUGUACAUGUUAUUUUGUUUAUAUACCAUUUUGUUUGAAGGCUCAUUCUUGUCUUUUGUAUAUAAUUUCAAGCAAUUUUCUUAUUAUUUUGUAUCAAUGUUACCAUACCUGAAAUUUAUUUUAAACCAGAUUAUGAGAUAUGCCAUAAAAUUCAAAGAUUUGGUUUGGCUUUCAUAAUCAACUACAGCAUUAACUUUUACCCAACAUAAUGUUUUAACAUUCAUCUAUUUGUUCCCACAUGAAGCUAGAGAAUUCAUUCCUUUCAAAAAUCAUACCCUUAAUAAUCCGUAUUUGGAUCUGAGGUUCAAGCCUAGGAGUUCAUCUUCUGGUGACCUUGCCAUCAGCCAAUCAGAGGCUUCACUUUGUUUUAAGUCAGAUUGAAAAUUGAAAUAAUCAGAUAUUCAGCUGGGAAUUCCAAAAAAGUUAUUAUUAUGAAUUAUAUUUCUAGAAGCAAACUUUUCUACAGUAAUUUGUGUAAAAGACAGUUAAACUCUUGACUAUAAAUUAGAAUCUUGUAGGUUCAAGUCUAAAACAGGAACUAUUUUUGUGAUUUAUUUCUAACUUUUAAGUAUCUGUAAACAAACAAAAAAUGUCAAAAAAUAUGCGCUGUUUAAAAUGUGUUGUGCUUAUGCCACUAUGGUCCUUUUUAAAGGUUUUACUAAAAGAUGUAACAGUAACUUCAAUGUUUUCAUUUCUGGAAAUCGGGAUCAUUUAGAGCACACAUAUCAAUAGGUGUCAUCAGAACUUCACUCAAGCAAAAUCGAGUACACUAGUCGGAUGGGUCUUGUAUGAUUGUAAUACUUACAGAGCAAAAUUUCACAUUUUAACAUUUGCCCAUCCUUGAACUACCACUUUGUUUUGGGAAUCACAUGUUUUUCAUAUUUUCAAAACAGACAUUAAAGAAGAUGUUGUGUUGCGUGCAAGAUCCAUGACUAUAGGUCAAAGAUCAAGGUCACACUCCAAGGGUCAUUGGUGAAAAUCCCUCGUUUUUUUUUGCUAAAAUGUCUGGGCUAUAACCUGGCCAUGCAUCAGGGGAUUUUAAAAUAACUUUGCACAAAUGUUAAUCAUGAGAUGGUGAUGUGCCACUUGCAAGACUCUUGUUGGUAGGUCAAAGGUCAAGGUCAUGCUCAUUUGUCAGAUAUUCAAUUAUUUGUUUGGCUUGUCAAACACUGAUCACUGUCAUGUACAGCCAUUAAGUUUCCAACAAUUACAUUCAAGAUCUUAGAGCUGUCUUUCUCAGAACUGUUCUGUUUGUGACCUUGGCUCAUAGUCAUUGACAUUGUUCGCGUUUUGCCGACAAACAUUAAGUUGUUUUAAAUCUAUUCACAAUAGGCUUUUUUAGCUUAUCUUUUUUGAAUAAUUGUUAUAGCAUCGCAUAGCAAAAACUUCACCUUGGCCAUAACGCAAAUAUUCAUGCGAAAUUCGGUACACAUUUUGUCAGAGACAAGGCAAGGCCUAUAAGUUCUUUUAUUUUUGCUUUUAUAAUUAACACCAGACAAGAAUUGGUGUUUUCUCUGCAGAUUGUCCUAGUUGUUUGGACAUGUGCUUUGCCAUGGGGAAAUAACUUUAUAUUCCCUUUUUAGCUCUACUGGCCAAAGGCCAGAAGAGCUUAUGCGAUGGUAAUGUGUAUGUAGUAUGUGCAUCCGUGCGGUCGUGCGUCUGUAAACAAUUGGUUGUGAACACGAUACAGUCUUCAGUUUUGAUUGUAUCUCGAUGAAACUUGUACAGUAUCUUGAUAUCCAUUAGAGCUCGGUUCCUUUCGAAAAUGGGCCAUGAAAGUUUUAAAGAAAUGCUUUCUAUUUUUAGCCAGGUCUGCAUGAGCGAAUUCUAUUUUUAGCCAAGUUUACAUGUACAUGUAAAUUCAAGUCUAGAGUUAAGGGAGACAAUUUGCAAGUCUAGGAUUUUAAGAGACAAUUUGCUUUUUGCUUCUGCAGUUGAUUUUGUGAAUUACUCUGCCUUGUUCUUGUUGAAAGCCCAAAGGCCAUUUUUUAGCUUUAAGUUCUGUAGUUUGCACAUUCAUCUUAACAAAAUUGGUUGUGAAUGUUUAAGUUAUGCACCUGGUGUCAUUACUGGCCACACCCAGGGUUCACAGGUUUGGUAAACAUAAAUCUGGAAAGGUUUGAAAAUCUUUUUGUGUGUUCGUGCAUCCACCUCAGCACAAUUGAUUGUGAAUGUUUAUUCAAAUUGAUCAAUGUUGUCCUAGGAUGCCCUUGACUUUGACCUUUUGACCAACUUUUUUUAACUUUUAAAACUACAGAAAUUUUUACUAUGAGUACAGUUUUGAAAGCAUUUUUUUUUUGUCAGAUGACUUUUACUUGGCACAUAUUAAAAAAGUUCAUGCAACUAAUCUGCUUACAAUACUUUCUGGGCUCAGAUGUUGAACGUGCUACGUUUUCAGGUAACCCAAACACAAAACAUAAACUAUAUGUCUGUUGCCUUUUACCCAUACAUACAUGCUGUAGAUUGAUAUGACCACAAAAGCCAUGCCAGUAGAGCAUAGGCCCUUUUGGGCCUCUUGUUUACAAAGAGUUAUGAUAGUAAAUAAAAAUGCAUACAUUUGAAUAUACUGUUACAUUUGUUUAAGGUUGAUGACAGGUAUUUUAUUCGUCAAUUAUGAUGGUGCUUUAUUCCUAAUUAUGAUGUAUGUUUAAUAGAAAUUAUUGUUUAUUGUAGAUUUUUAUGAAAUGUAUUAAAUGAUGUGUUUUACCAGUUGUAAUCACCAAAUCUUUUCAAUGUUUACUGUACAAUGUUUAUGGUACAUCUCAAACCUGAUGUUACAAGUUGUAAAUAGUAUUAUUUUUGUUGGUACAAUAUAUAUAUAUAUUGUUUCAUGACCAUUUAGAAUCAUUCAGUUGGAAAGGUCAGUGAGAAGACAUUAUAACUUGCAUCUGAUGAUCUGUUCAAAUAUUAAAUACAAAUAAGCUGUGUC